Molecule: messenger RNA, 2770 nt
Organism: Octopus sinensis (East Asian common octopus)
Lineage: Eukaryota; Metazoa; Mollusca; Cephalopoda; Octopoda; Octopodidae
Product: armadillo-like helical domain-containing protein 3
Exons: 27
Coding region: 386-2464 (692 amino acids)
Biological process (GO): regulation of Golgi organization
Cellular component (GO): cytosol
Source: RefSeq, a predicted model, not a curated record
GGAGAUGUAACUGCAAUUUCUAGCCAGUAUAACCCACCCAGUCGUUAUAACAUAGAAGAUAUUUUGUUUAUUUCGAAUGAAUUCGAACGUGGAGCAAGCGCUAUGAUUAGAAACUAGCCACCGGAAGUCAGUCGUUUAAGCCGUAGUUACGUAAAGUCUGGGGGUGACUGAAUCACAUUGAUUUGUUGUUCUCUCUUGUCAUGUCUUACGCCCUUUGAUCUUCUUGUCGGUUAAACUGACUUAUUUCCACUAUUCAGUUGUUUUUUUCCCCCACUUUCUCUAUUUUUUUUCGCAAUCUUUCAAAUUCUAUAUAUUACUAUGACUAUUCUGUCGUAGAAGUAACUACAACGAAAAAGCUAGUGACCAUAACACUGACUGCUCUGUCAUGUCACAAGACGCACUAACAAUGAAAGAACAGAGUUCAUCAUCUGUGCUACUACGCAGAGGUUCUACCAACAAGAUCCCUCUCAAAGAGAAAUUUGUCCAGAUAUAUGAAGCUUUCUUUCAGCUUGAAGACCCUUCAACAGGCAACCCUAACUUUUGGGAUGAAUUAUUUUUGUUAAAAGUCAAGUCUUCCUAUAUUGAGGCAGAAUUUGACAAGUUGAAUGAAGAUGCUUUGGUUUCACUGAAGGACAAUAUCAAUCUCUGGUUUUAUAAAUGUGUGGAGACAUUAAAACAGCAGACUGCACCAUUUCGAGUGGUGAAUGCAAUCCAUACAUUAUGUGCAUUGAUACGCGGAGUAUUCCGGAAGACUCGCAAUAAUUAUGGAUUCGAUAUCAUUAACAUUCUAAUUGGCUUUGAUAUGGCCGAAACGUUGAUGCAAUCAUUGGUAGAAAGCUUAAACAAGUUUCUCACUGGAGACUUUUCCAUGAGUCUCAAACAAUUAUCCUUGAAGCUGCUUCUUGUUCUUGCCACAGCUACCGAUAACAUUUCCCAGAACACCAUGCUAGAAUAUAUUCUCAUCAAUUGUGUCUUUGAAUCCCUUAUUUUGAUUUUGGGCAAUUCCAUUUAUCGACCAACCCUUGGCUAUGAUGCUGUUUUGCUGCUAACGUUAUUGGUGCAAUACAGAAAAUACGAGUCUGCUAAUCCAUACAUUGUGAAAUUAUCCAUUCUAGACGAUGAACUAGCUUUGACUGGUUAUGCUCAGGUGGUUUCGUCAUCUCUUACAGACUUCAACAGAGAAUAUCAGACUAAAAAUUCUGAACCACAAACUGGAUGGUUUUCUGCAAUUGCUAACAUGGUUGGUAACAUGUUUGUUGCAGAAGAGAAGACAGUGGAAUCAGUCAGAGCCAAUGAUUCCAUCUUACUGGCCCUUUAUGAAGCUAUUCACUUAAAUCGUAAUUUCAUCACAGCUCUGACACAUGCACACACACCAUCUACACCAGCAACACCACCUGCGUCUCCAGCAUUCCCUACCUCAUUACCAACAGAAGAACAAGUUUCAGAUGCCACAUUAAAUCCAGAUGAACCAACGAAACAGCCGACCAACUUGUUGGUCACAUUUCUAGAAUACAGUUCCAUUGUUAUGCAGGACACAAAAGAUGAAACUAGAUAUAACAAUGCUAAACUAUGUUUAAUAAUACUCAAUUGCAUUGCUGAGGAUCAGUAUGCCAAUUCUUUAAUGACCGAUAAUAAUAUGACAUUUCGUGUUCCACUGCACAGAAUGCCUAUGCGACAUCGGAAGGUUAAUGUAGACCAAUUUCCUAUGUGUCGUCCGUUGGUCUGUGCACUUCUUGAUCUGAUGGUGGAAUUCAUUCUCAGUCAUUUAAUGAAGAACUUUCCUUCUGAGUUGCAUCUGCGCUGUUUGGGAAUCAUUCAUCGAGUGCUGUGUUACCAAAAGAAGUGCAGAGUGCGCUUACAGUAUUCUUGGAAAGACCUCUGGACUGCUUUAAUGAACCUGCUCAAGUUUGUUCUCAGCCAUGAGUCCUAUUUGGUGAAGAAACACAAUAUCUUUCAUGUUGCAUCGAAGGUUGUUAACAUCUUCAACUUAUUUAUCACCUAUGGUGACACGUUCUUACCUAACCCAACCAGUUAUGAUGAACUCUAUUAUGAAAUCAUUCGAAUGCACCAGGUCUUUGACAAUGUUUAUUCUAUGGCUUUAAGGUACACCACCAAUGAAGGGGAAUGGAAAGACUCUGCAGCAAAAUUGAAGAACCACCUUGGAAAUAUCAGAGCCAUUAUUAACCAUUUUUCCCCUAAAGUGGAUUCUUGGGCUGCACAGAACCAUUUAUCAUCUCUAACAGAGAAACAGGUAUUGGAAGUGGUACAGAGUAAUUAUGAUACUCUCACACUUAAGUUACAAGACAGUUUGGAUCAGUUUGACAGAUAUUCAGAGAAACCAAGAGAAGCUGCUUUCUUUACUCAACUUAUCCGCUCAAUCACAUGUGAUGUACGCAAAAGUGGAACUAACCUGGCACCAAUUCAACAGGAGAACCUUCUUUACCAAUAUCCAAUGAUAUCUUGAUGCCCUCUCUUUACUCUUACUCAGCAAGCAUUAACACACCUGCUAUUGCCAUUGUUUGUAAUUAGGUGGGGAACUAUUAACAGCCAACAUCUUUCCGACCAGUUAUUAUUGAAAUUAAAUUAUUUAUUUCUCGUUAACUUCUCUCAUUAUUUCAACAUAAUGUGGACUGCAGAUGUAUAUUUACAGACUUACAAUGCUGUUUGUCUUUCCUUUAUUUUGGUCUCACUUCUUCAUCCCCUCCCCAUCCCCAUGUAAAUUUUAAAUAAAUAUGUCUACAAAUUAUAUGCAAUAAAUGCAAUUAAUUUU